Messenger RNA from Peronospora matthiolae, 1011 nucleotides. NCBI's taxonomy places the organism in Eukaryota, Oomycota, Peronosporomycetes, Peronosporales, Peronosporaceae. The record is from the annotation of a GenBank genome assembly.
AUGCCGUCUGCACGCUUCGUAUAUGUGCUGUCUCCAGCCAAGACUUUGGACCUAUCGCCUUCGUGCAUCCUGAAAUGCACGCAACCUCGCCUUCUUUCGAGUGCACACGAGUUGAUUGAGCAGCUACGAAGCUUAUCGCAGAAUGAGGUCAAGGCCUUAUUAGGGGUAAGCGAUGCUCUGGGCAAACUCAAUUUCGACAGGUUCCAAGUUUUUGACACGUCAAAAACGGCCACCGAGGCUUCAAAACCGAAUAAAACCCUGAAACAGGCAGCGCUUGCGUUUCAAGGCCCUGCAUAUCAAGGAUUGAAGGUCCAUGACCUAUCGGAGUCGGACCUCGAGUUCGCCCAGACCCAUGUCCGUAUUUUGAGCGGUCUUUACGGGAUCCUGAGACCCUGCGAUUUGAUCCAGCCGUAUCGGCUAGAAAUGGGUCAAAAGUUGAUCACCAACAGAGGAAAAGACCUGUAUGCAUUCUGGGGAGAUACUCUAGUCUCCGAAUUGGACGCUCUCUUUCGUGACCAAGAGGCCACCGACAACACGAAGCCACAACGAGUGCUGAUCAACAUCGCGUCGCAAGAGUAUUUCAAGUGUUUACCGGCUUCGGCACUUGAAGCGUCGGGCAUUUCGGUUGUCGAAUGCGUGUUCAAAGAUGAUGGGAAGAUCAAGCCGGUGUACGCCAAACGUGCUCGAGGGCUCAUGUGCCGCUACCUCAUUCAGAAACAGGUGGACUCGGUCGCAGGCAUCACGGGCUUUGACUUGGAAGGGUACAAGUACUCGAAAGCAGCUUCGAGCACUUGUACCCUUGCGUUUACUCGCACUGCUGCGGCACAGAAGCUGGCACUCCAGCAGACGAGAGAGGCGGAGAUGAAGACUGGUGCUAAACCCAAGAGAGAGGUGGGCGAAGCUGAGCCAACGGGCAAAAGUCGGUCGAUUGCCACGGUCUCGUCUGAAAACGAUGGUGGUGAAAAGUCGCCGUUGCGGCGCUCUACACGCAAGAAACGAAAGACAAACUGA